GAAAGAUAUACUCUAUUGCUAGUUUAUUAAUGCUAUACAUCUAUGGAUGGUAUCAAAUCGAAAGUCAAAAUAUGACGUUUAAUAUUUCAAAACAAAAAUAAUUGUUACAAAAAUAAAACAUAGCAAUCUGAAAACCAGCGAAAUACUGGACUGUUUUUAUAAUUAUGUCUUCGGGAAGUCGUGUGGUAGUUUCUCAAGUAAUACGACAUCAAACUACUGAAGAAGAACCAAAGAAAAAGUCGAGAGAAGAUUGGAGAAAAGCAAAAGAACUUGAUGAAGCUCGUAAAGCAGGCACUGCUCCGGCUGCCGUUGAUGAAGAAGGAAAGGACAUAAACCCACAUAUACCGCAAUAUAUAGCUAAUGCUCCUUGGUAUUAUGGAGCCGCUGGACCGACACUAAAACAUCAACGCCCUCAGCAUAUUUCCGAAGAAGAUGAGAGUAAAGAUUUAAGUGUUAUACCAAAGAAAGGCACAGAUCUCUCAAAAGUAAUUACGAAAUAUCGAAAAGGAGCAUGUGAAAAUUGUGGGGCAAUGACACAUAAAAAAAAGGAUUGUUUGGAAAGACCUAGGAAAAUAGGAGCUAAAUAUGCGGAAGUUGUAGUAGCUUACGACGAACAUAUUCCCCAAAAAAAUGAUUCAGAUUAUGAUCAAAAGCGCGACCGGUGGAAUGACUAUGAUCCAGCCUGCCAUAAGGAAAUCGUAGAAGAGUUUGAAAAAGUUGAAGAAGCGAAAAGACAACUAAAAGCAAGUAAAUUGCAAAGUAACCCAGAAGUAGAACUAUCAGAUGAAGCAGAAGAAGAUGAAGAUAAAUAUGCAGAUGAUUUCGACAUGCCCGGAACCAAAGUAGAUUCAAAACAACGUAUUACCGUUAGAAAUUUAAGAAUACGAGAGGACACUGCUAAAUAUUUAAGAAACUUAGAUCCAAACUCUGCAUAUUAUGACCCGAAAACACGUUCAAUGCGAGAUAAUCCUAAUCCGGAUAAUACUCCAGAACAAUCAGAAUUUGCUGGUGAAAAUUUUGUUCGUUUUACAGGAGAUACACAAAAACACACAAAAGCCCAAUUAUUUGCUUGGGAAGCGCACGAAAAGGGUGUUGAUAUUCAUCUGCUAGCAGAACCAACCAAACUUGAGCUGUUACAAUCAGAAUACGAUAAAAAGAAAGAACAAUUCAAAUCUCAGACUAAGAAUCAAAUUUUAGAAAAGUAUGGGGGGGACGAACAUUUAAAAGCGCCUCCAAAAAGCUUACUUUUGGCUCAAACGGAAGAAUACAUCGAAUAUUCGAGAAGUGGAAAAGUGGUUAGAGGCCAAGAAAAGCAAAAAGUUAAGAGCAUUUAUGAAGAAGAUGUUCUCAUAAAUAAUCACACAUCUAUAUGGGGUUCAUUUUGGGAUAAGGGAAUGUGGGGGUAUAAAUGUUGUUACUCCUUUGUAAAAAAUUCUUACUGUGUUGGAAACAGAAAUAUGCAUACUGCUGACGUGGACCAAAGUAAUAACAGUGAAAACCUGGAGAAAAGCGACAAAAUUAUGUCAGAAACAAGUUUUGAAAGUCACAGAAAGAAAUUGAAAAAACCUAAGCAUAAAAAGAAAGAAAAAACUAAGGAGAAAGAUUAUUCGGAAAAAACUAUAGAAGAAUUAGAAGAAGAACAGAAUUUGGAACAUUUAAUGGAAUUGAAUGAAAGAAAACGAAAAUUUAAUAGUAUGUACGAAAAUAAGGCACCAACUGAAGAAGAAAUGGAAGAGUUCAUGAAGAAACGACAAAGAGAAGAAGAUCCAAUGUUGAGUUUUGUAAAAUGAAAUAAAAAACUUGUAUU
Molecule: messenger RNA, 1807 nt
Organism: Condylostylus longicornis
Lineage: Eukaryota; Metazoa; Arthropoda; Insecta; Diptera; Dolichopodidae
Gene: Slu7
Product: pre-mRNA-splicing factor Slu7
Exons: 2
Coding region: 165-1790 (541 amino acids)
Biological process (GO): mRNA splicing, via spliceosome
Cellular component (GO): spliceosomal complex
Molecular function (GO): pre-mRNA 3'-splice site binding
Source: RefSeq, a predicted model, not a curated record